GCUUCCAGUCCGUGGACUCGCUCUUGCACGCAACGCUCAGACAUGCAGGCCCUCACCCUUUUUCUCGUGGCUCUGGCGGCCGUGGUCGCGUCGGCAGCGGCUUACACCACCAAGUACGAUAACAUCGACUUGGACGAGAUCCUGGCCAACGAGCGCCUUCUCAAGAAGUACCACGAGUGUCUCGUCUCCGAUGCCGACAGCAGCUGCACUCCAGACGGCAAGGAACUCAAAGCGACCAUCCCCGACGCUCUGGUGACUGACUGCAGCAAAUGCAACGAGAAGCAGAAGGAGGGCGCCAACAAGGUCAUCAGGUUCCUCAUCCAGAAGAGGGACGACCUCUGGAAACCUCUGCAGGCCAAGUACGACCCCGAGGGAGUCUACAUUGGCAAACAUCCAGAGCUGCUCAAACCUGAAUGAACCCAAUUAUCAGUCUGUUAAAAUAGUGUCGUCGCUGUUCUUCAAAUAAAUCGUUAUCUUCCAGUUAAUACAGUUAA
This is a messenger RNA of Schistocerca gregaria, 494 nucleotides long. RefSeq names its product ejaculatory bulb-specific protein 3-like. The record is from RefSeq and is a predicted model, not a curated record. Lineage: Eukaryota; Metazoa; Arthropoda; Insecta; Orthoptera; Acrididae. The transcript is spliced from 2 exons. The coding region runs from base 43 to 417 and encodes 124 amino acids.